Messenger RNA from Pleurotus ostreatus (oyster mushroom), 471 nucleotides. RefSeq lists its product as uncharacterized. The transcript is spliced from 6 exons. The record is from RefSeq and is a predicted model, not a curated record. Lineage: Eukaryota; Fungi; Basidiomycota; Agaricomycetes; Agaricales; Pleurotaceae. The coding region runs from base 1 to 471 and encodes 156 amino acids. Gene Ontology annotation, molecular function: RNA binding.
AUGAUAAAAAGAGCGUUCUCUGCCAUCAACCUCAUUCUUCCUUUCGCCCAUCUCACCCCAAAGGAAAACAUGUCGUUCAAGAUUUUUGUUGGUGGUCUCAGUUGGAACACGACCGACGAUACUCUGCGUCAAGCCUUUGGAGAAUUUGGCAAUGUCCUUGAUUCCAUUGUCAUCAACGAUCGCGAGACUGGUCGUUCGCGAGGCUUUGGCUUCGUGACCUAUGGGACCAACGAAGAGGCCGAGGCUGCUAUUGCCGGCUAUGAUCAACAAGAACUUGAUGGAAGACGCAUUAAGGUUAACAUGGCUACCGAACGAACUGGUGGCGGAGGUGGACGUGGCGGAGGAGGCGGAGGCUAUGGUCGUGGUGGAGGUGGAGGUGGAGGCUACCGAAGUGGUGGUGGCGGUGGUGGUUACCAAGGUGGAGGAGGAGGCUAUGGAGGAGGAGGAGGAGGAGGCGGUGAGCGUUGGUAA